Molecule: messenger RNA, 5049 nt
Organism: Scomber scombrus (Atlantic mackerel)
Lineage: Eukaryota; Metazoa; Chordata; Actinopteri; Scombriformes; Scombridae
Gene: tnfsf10
Product: TNF superfamily member 10
Exons: 6
Coding region: 105-956 (283 amino acids)
Biological process (GO): immune response
Cellular component (GO): membrane
Molecular function (GO): tumor necrosis factor receptor binding
Source: RefSeq, a predicted model, not a curated record
UAGAAGUUAAGAGUCAGCUCUCUGCCAUUGUUCUUGUUCUGGAAGCCUGGGGACGGGACGGGACGGGACGGCGCUGGUCGGGUACCGGACGGCGGUCUGUCGUUAUGACGGGCUCCGGUCCGAAGCUCGGGGUUCUGCUGCUGCUGGCGGUCCUGCUGCAGACUGUUGUCGUCACCAUCACUGUGCUGCACUUCACCACUGCUCUCAACUCGAUGAAGGAGACGUUUGCCAGGAGCAGUGUUUCCUGUCUGACGGGCGCUGACCUGCAGAGCAUCACGGCUGUACGAGGUGAUCCAUGCUGGCAGGUCACUCAGCAGCUUCACCUGCUCAUCGAAAAGUCUUUGUCUCAGCGGUACCAGAGGCAGAUUUCGUCUGCAGUAAGAGAUGAAGUAUCUCGGGUGCUUCCCUCACUUGUAAUGGAGGACAGGGCUUCACCUCGCCCCAAAGUAGCAGCCCACGUCACAGGCAGCUUUGUGCCUAAACUUGAGCGAGACGGAGGAGCUCCAACCUCCGCAGGGCGUCGCGUUCAGGGCCAGAAGAUUUCAUGGUGGGAAGGGCAGAAGGGCCUGGCCUUCCUCCAGGACGUCCAGCUGGUGGAUGGGGAGCUGGUGGUGCCGCAGCCUGGCCUCUACUACGUCUACGCCCAGACCUACUUCAGACACACUCACUCCCUGGAGGAUGAUAGCGAGGGCGGCGAGGAGGCAGAGGACAGAGGAAGACCCCUGCUGCAGUACAUCUAUAAAAAGGUGAGCUCCUACCCGGUUCCCAUCCUGCUGAUGAAGACGAGCCGAACCUCCUGCUGGUCCCGGGGUUCCCAGUUCUCUCUGCACUCCGCCCACCAGGGGGGGUUGUUCCCACUCAGCACCGGCGACCGCCUGUUUGUCACUGUGACCAACGCCUCUGCUGUGGACAUGGACGAGAAAAGCAGCUUCUUUGGAGCGUUUCUCAUCAGUUAGAUCUGGAGAAAUCUCCAGCUCUGUGGACACCAUCAUGUUUUUAUUGUCGGUAUAUCAAAUUGUUGAAGCCUCAAGACGUUUCCUAAUAAUGAACCUUAGAUGAUCACUUGGUGAAAAGCUGAAACAAGGAGUCACAGGGAAGACUGUCUUCCUUUUGUUCAGAAUAACAACCCAAAAAAUUUGGCAACACUGGUUUCGUGGGUGGAGAAGAAGGAAAAGACUGACAUGGAUUUGGGGCCGUGUGUUUAGUAUGUGCAUAUCACUAAAGAAAAAAACAAACCAAACAGAUGUGUGCGUCAAGGUUAGUGUGAUAGAUGGAGAUGGUUUUGUUCCACAAACAUUUCUUGGAGGCAGAAAUAAUCUCAGUCAUUGAUGUCAGUGUGAGGAGCCAAAGUUAAAGUGAAUUUUCCACCUAAACCUGAGAAGACACUUCAGACAAAAUAUAAUUGAAAACAUACAUUACUUUUUCAUAAACAAAGCACACAUGACUAAGCAGAAACAUUAAGUUACCAUCCUGUCAGGCACAGCUACAAUCAAAAGUAUUUUAUGAAAUUUGCAUGGUGGCUUAUUUGAUAUAAAAUCAGAUAAGUAAUGACUAAGCAUCAUCACUGAUUUGAAUAAUGAUAUUUGCUCAUCUGCACAAUUCUUGCUGCUCUUCCUUUGACCCUUGAACUAUAAAUUGUCCAUAAAUUGCCAAUCAUUGCAGUUUUUCUGACUUAAUUCUCAGUAGAGGCACCAUUUUAGACGUCAAGUUGCAAGAGAUGAGUUGAAUAUCUUGGUCACCGUCAGAUUGCCUGGAAUUCAUGAUGAAUUGUAGAUGUAAAAAACCCCUAAACGUAUAUGAGAGCCAGAACAUGUAAACGAUAUGUAGACGUUUUUGGGUAUCAACCUUUAGGUAGUAGGUGUGUAGCCCCCAGCCAAUAACAGCACACAAUCUGGACUCGUACCGAUAAAGUAACAUUGCUGUCUCCGGCUGCAUCCCCAUUCACAUACUCCUGCUUUCUCCUUUUAGUAUGUACUGCAGCUGCCCUUACAAAGUCUGUACUGUUGCAUGCAAUAUAAAUAGUACUUCAUCUGUCAUUGGUCUGGGCUCUCAGCGGCUCAGUCGUUGUGACGUAUCAUCCACUGUGCAAAGGACUGUGGGUCAGAAUAGCUAGAAAAGCAUGCUGGCCUGCAUACUGUCAAAUGCGACUGGAGGUAGUGGGACAUCCUGGUACGUUUUUUUGCAUACUGCAAUUUGAAAUGUUGGGACAUACUUUAUCUUUUUCUGGCAUACUAAAUAGUAUGGCAGUAUGGGUAAAGCACCCUCUGUCUCUCUGCUACACACACACAGAGCAGAUAGGCUUCAGCAGACUGGAUGAAGCUCUGCUGCAUUCACACAAAAUCCAGCAAUGUGGCACUGUCCUGCAGGGUUGUGCGGAGGUGUGGGCGUAUUUAUUCGUGCUUUAGAUCAUUACCGCUAUAAAACAAUCAGAAAAUCUGAUUCAGUGCUUUGUUCUCACUAGUGCUGCUCCCUCUCCUCAUUCACUAGCUCACUUGACCACCACUACUCUCCCUCUCUCUCUGGUAUUGUUGAGCUGGGGAGAGCGGGGCGACUUUGAACGUUGUGUUUACAAAAACCAAUUAACAAAUCCGUCAUAGUUUGCUUUAAAGCCUUGAAACUGUUGUGUAUAAAGAUCCCAAGCUGUAUGCCAAGUAUGUGCUAUGUUCCCCAUUUUAACACAAUUAUUGGUCUUUCUGGUUUAUACCAAACCUUGUCAACUCGUGAGGAUAACCAAUUAUGGCUAUAUUGCUUUUUAAAAAAAAUUUAAUUGUUUUCUAUUUGAUCCAAAACACCCUGUGAAAUUGGCUUGUAAUUUACUGACAAAGUCACAGUUUCACAAAUGUUUCUUUAGAAGCUUGCAGAUUAUUCACUCCCCCACUUUUCCUCCUUUACUGAGAAAACAGCUUCUGCCUCUAAGAACCGUUUCUUCUCAGGUGGACAUUAGUGUUUAUCUGAGUCCAUCAACAUAUAUUAUAAUAUGUUUUAGUAUGUGCGUAUAUGUAAAGAUGUAAAUAAUUAGCUAUGUUUUGUGUUUAUUUUUCAAAUCAGUCUGCAAAUUUGGGUUCUGUCCUCCACUCUUAAUUUUUCCUCAAUGAGGUGACAAAUGUGAGGAUGGAGGCUUGAACAUAAUGGACAGUUUACUGAUGAUGAAUGUAGACCUGCCAACAGAACAGGAGGUGUAGUAACUUCACCUCUUCCUUUAUGAGUUUUACAGUCAAGUUUGUUUUUUUUUAAAAACUGCUGCUUACACGUCAGGACUGGUGAUGUGUUUCUGUUGGCUGCACCAUAGUCUCUCCUUCUGCUGUCAGUCCUCCAGCAUGUUGGCUCGUCCAUCGCAGCCAUUGUCCAACGGUGCAUUAAACACUCCGCCACAGUUGGUAUUCGUGUCAUGUUGGAUUAACUGCAGAUGUGAUCCGCACACUCAGAAAACAAUCAUUCAUAUAAACCUCCUAAGAGCUGAAAUAUGGAUUUUUCCUCCUGGUGAUAUGAACUGCUGUAGUGAACACUGCAGCAAAUCAGCCGAUGCUGCCUGAACUAAAAUGCUCAGUUAUGUUUGACAAGUAAUUAUGAGCUGAAGUUUCACUUACAAGAUUUUUUUAUGGAGCUUUCAAUUUGUGGUCUUUAUCAGUGGAAGAAGAAAAUACAACCCUGCAUAAAACCACAUGUUAUCAUGUUACCCUAACUGCUGUAGGUCACAUGAUAACUGAGCAAUCUCUAUGAUGAUCAGCUGAUGAAGGCCAUGAGAUGAGGGUGAAAGCUCCAGAUGAAAUCUAGUAGAUUGCAAACUAUUUCCAAGGUAAAGAAUGAAUCUGCAAGCUCAAUCUGUAACAUUCACUGAUACAUCCAGCUGUCAGUAGUUUUUAAAAAAUAAAUAAACAUGUUUUUGUUCCUUUUUCCAAUAUGACAUGAACGCAGCACUCAGUGUAGCAAUAUGUUAUUUAUGUAAAUACUACAAGAUGUCAUGCUCCUUAAAGGAUGGGCUCACAAUUGAUCAAGUCUGUCUUAAAACAGCAGUCAGCAGCUCAAAUGAACUGAAAACUGUUUUUCCUACUGUAAUCAUUCCUCCUGUUCAUACUGACUAUUAGAAGAUCUCUUCACAAUGCACUUACAAUGUAAGUGAUGGGGCCAAAAUCCACAGUCCUCCUUCUGUGCAGAAAUGUAUUUAAAAAUGUAUUUGAAUUCAAUAUGAAGCUUCAGCCGUCCAAAUGAGUCAAAUCAAGUACAGUAGAUAUCUUUAAACGUUAGUCUUUUUAGAGCCAAUUCACAAAGACGGAAUUUGAUCCUUAAAAAAGACUGUACACGUGGCAGAUAGCUGCUUUAUAUGACUAACUCAGACUGCUGAAGACUCAUACAAGCUUCAGAUAAACUUUUAAAUGUAUUUCUGUUCUAAAUGACUGUGGAUUUUGGCCCCCAUCACUUAAAUUGAACGCAUAUUUGAAGGGGAUCCUUUAAUGGUCAGUAUGAACAGGAGGAAUGAUUACAGCAAAGAAAACAUCUUUCAUUGUUCAUAUGGACACCUGACUUCUGUUUUAAAACAAGAAAAAGUGUGAACCCAUCUUUUCAAUUUUUGUUUGUGGUUUGAAUGUGUAGACUUUUCUUUUUAAAUGAUAGUUUCAGUUUUGUUAUCCAGAACGAUUACUGUGGGAAAUGUAUACUCUAGGACCAAAUGUGGUGAAAAAUGGUUAGCUGCGGCCUUUAAAGCUUUAUUUGAGCAGUUUUGUGUUUCAGUUAUUGGAUAGUGAUGUUUGUGGAUGUUACCAUGUUUUUUAAAUUCAUCUGAUCAGUGCAACAAGAGACACUGAUGUAAAUAUAGACUGUAUCUUACAUUUAUCCUCCGUAACUGGAAACAUCCACCUGCAGUCAGUCUUCUUCAUCAGCUGCAGCUUCAGCACCUGAAAGGCACCAAAAAAGAUGAAACUGGACACUAAUCAGGCCGCAGAAUAUGAAAUAAAAUGGAUUUGUUUGCUGGAUAGAUCAAAACUAAAUGUGAAUGUAAAUAAGCAAAUCUGUUUGUAUGUAAAUAUGUGAAAUAAAGACACUGUAAAAUUA